AUGGACACCAAGGCGGCACGGAGGAGACGGUCUAGCAGUCUGAUGUACACCGAGCCCCCUGAGUCGCUGGAGCACAUCAGUGACCAGGCCGCCCUGCCCAACCUCAACUCAGAAUGGGUCAAUGCCAAAGGUGCCUGGGCCAUCCACUUUGUUCUCAUCGCGCUCCUCAAAAUCAUCUUCGACAUCGUCCCCAAUAUCUCCCAAGAAACAUCAUGGACCCUCACCAACAUCUCGUACAUGGCUGGCUCAUUCCUCAUGUUCCACUGGGUGCGAGGUGUGCCCUUCGAAUUCAAUGCCGGUGCUUACGACAACCUCAACAUGUGGGAGCAGAUCGAUAGCGGCGACCAAUAUACUCCCGCCAAAAAGUUCCUGCUCAGUGUUCCCAUUAUUCUUUUCCUUGUCAGCACUCACUACACGCAUUACGACAUCACCUAUUUCAUGAUCAACUUCAUGGCAACCCUCGCUGUUGUCGUACCAAAGCUUCCUGCUCUUCACCGCAUGCGCAUCGCUCUUUUCAACCCUGACGUGGAGGACCGAUGA
Aureobasidium melanogenum CBS 110374 is the source of this 540-nucleotide messenger RNA. RefSeq names its product ORMDL family protein. The record is from RefSeq and is a predicted model, not a curated record. Gene Ontology annotation, cellular component: endoplasmic reticulum membrane. The coding region runs from base 1 to 540 and encodes 179 amino acids. The transcript is spliced from 3 exons. Gene Ontology annotation, biological process: intracellular sphingolipid homeostasis; ceramide metabolic process; negative regulation of ceramide biosynthetic process. Lineage: Eukaryota; Fungi; Ascomycota; Dothideomycetes; Dothideales; Saccotheciaceae.